This is a messenger RNA of Verruconis gallopava, 843 nucleotides long. RefSeq lists its product as uncharacterized. Bases 1 to 843 code for a protein of 280 amino acids. The record is from RefSeq and is a predicted model, not a curated record. The transcript has a single exon. NCBI's taxonomy places the organism in Eukaryota, Fungi, Ascomycota, Dothideomycetes, Venturiales, Sympoventuriaceae.
AUGUGUACGCAAGACACAUUCGUCUACAACUGCGGCCACUCUGUCGAAGGGCCAGAUAUUGAUCGUUGCAGGAAAGCCACCCAGAAUAAUCUACCUCGAUGUAGCGAUUUGAUUGAGCAAGAGCUCCAAUUUCCCGAUCCAUGCCCAGACUGCGACGCAGAUCGGCGGUUCAAUGCGGAAGUCGAAACUGCGUUGCAGCAGUCUACGCGCGAGUACGGACGUGAGCGGCGCUCGACAGGGGUUCUCCGUGGUAAGGACGAAGAGGAAGAUCUCUGCAAGCGGAUCGGGGACAUGACAUUUGAGGAGAUGAGAAAACGGCGAGAGCUGGAGGAGGCCGAGCUGAUGGAGAAAGUUCUUUACCGGAGCAGGGUCGAGUUUGAGCAAGCCCGGGACACGUCCGGUGCUCGGUGGCGACGGUGCACGUUUCCUGUCAGAGAUGAUAGUUCGCCCGCCAGAGAGGCUCCGUCGAGCGCGGGACGGACGGUCCUGCCACCAUCUAGAACACAAGGCCAAGUGGGUGGUGACUCCUGGUCGACUUCUUCGAGGAGAUGGCCACAUCAGACCUCCCAAGGCGCCCCGAGAGCGGAAGAAGAGCUAGAGACAUCCGCUCGUAUCCCAGCCUUGGGUCCUAGGAUAAUAGCUGCCGCAUCGUUCACAGCACCGAGCAAAGGUUCUGAAGAGGAUGAAUAUGGAGAAGGCGAACCGGUGGACAAGAAAGAUGAAGACGAAGAAGAUGAUGGUGAUAAAGGGAGAGAGGAGAGGAAGAAAGGCGAAGACGGUGCCAGACCUGCUAAUAUAGAAGCUUUGCGAGCUAGACGCUUGGCCGCGUUCAAUACAAUAUAG